Hyaloscypha bicolor E is the source of this 1869-nucleotide messenger RNA. RefSeq names its product acetyl-CoA hydrolase. The transcript has 5 exons. NCBI's taxonomy places the organism in Eukaryota, Fungi, Ascomycota, Leotiomycetes, Helotiales, Hyaloscyphaceae. The record is from RefSeq and is a predicted model, not a curated record. The coding region runs from base 60 to 1652 and encodes 530 amino acids. Gene Ontology annotation, cellular component: mitochondrion. Gene Ontology annotation, biological process: acetate metabolic process. Gene Ontology annotation, molecular function: acetate CoA-transferase activity; acetyl-CoA hydrolase activity.
GGCUCGUCUUUUGGCUCGGCCGUGCUGCAAUCGAACCUCCGCAGUUGAGCAUCCUCAGUAUGGCAUCUUCCGCAGCUCUCACAGCUUCAGCAGCUCUGAAGUCCCGCGUUGCACGACCCUCGUUGCUUAAGAAGCUUGCCCGUCCUGAGGAUUUGAUCCCAUUAUUUCCGAAUGGAGCCUAUAUUGGCUGGAGCGGCUUCACAGGCGUUGGGUAUCCAAAGAAGAUCCCAACCAUGCUCGCAGACCAUGUCAAAAAGAAUAACUUGCAGGGCAAACUCAAAUAUUCUCUAUUUGUGGGUGCAAGUUCCGGGGCGGAUACGGAGAAUAUUUUUGCAGAAUUAAAUAUGAUUGAGAGGAGGGCACCGCACCAAGUGGGGAAGGCUAUCGCGAAGGGAAUCAACAAUGGCAAUAUCAAAUUUUUUGAUAAACAUUUGUCUAUGUUUCCAGUUGAUCUGGUUUACGGUUUCUACACCAAGGAUCGGCCGACCAAAAAACUAGAUGUCGUGGUUGUAGAGGCUUCAGCUAUUACAGAGGAUGGAGGAAUAAUUCCAGGUGCAUCUGUCGGAGCCUCACCAGAACUGAUACAGAUGGCAGACAAGAUUAUUGUAGAAGUCAACACAGCAAUUCCUGACAUGAGAGGCCUUCACGAUAUUACGAUGACCCAGCUUCCUCCAUAUCGAAAACCAUAUCUGAUUAUGGCCCCUGAAGACCGUAUUGGCACAACUUACAUUCCAGUUGAUAGCGAGAAAAUUGUAGCAAUUGUUGAAUCUGAUUACCAAGACCAGACAACAGCCAACUCUCCAGCAGAUGAAACUUCUCGAGCUAUUGCUCGGCACUUGAUUGAAUUCCUUGAGCACGAAGUCAGUCACGAUCGUUUGCCAAAGAAUCUCCUCCCUCUUCAAUCUGGGAUUGGAAAUAUUGCAAAUGCUGUUAUUGGUGGUCUUGCAGAAUCGAAAUUUGAGCAUCUGAAAGUGUGGACUGAGGUCUUGCAAGAUACUUUCUUAGAUCUAUUCGACUCUGGCCGUCUCGACUUCGCAACAGCAACCUCCAUCCGUUUCUCACCGGACGGGUUCAAGCGUUUCUACGAUGGAUGGGAGCAAUACCACAACAAGCUCCUGCUCAGGUCCCAGCAAGUUUCCAACUCACCAGAAAUCAUUCGGAGACUAGGCGUUAUUGGAAUGAACACUCCCGUAGAAGUCGACAUCUACGCCCACGCAAACAGCACUUGCGUGAUGGGGUCCCGCAUGCUGAACGGUAUCGGUGGCUCUGCUGAUUUCCUUCGAUCUGCGAAGUACAGUAUUAUGCACACACCUUCCACGCGGCCAUCGAAAACGGAUCCUCAUGGGGUGAGUUGUAUCGUCCCCAUGUGCACACACGUCGAUCAAACGGAACACGACCUUGAUGUGAUCGUUACGGAACAGGGCCUCGCGGAUGUCAGAGGGUUGAGUCCAAAGGAGAGGGCUAAGGUGAUCAUCGCAAAGUGUGCGCAUCCAGAGUAUCGUCCUAUCUUGGAAGACUAUUUCAACAAAGCUGAGUUUGAGUGCAUGAAGAGGGGGUGGGGACACGAACCGCAUUUGCUAUGGAAUAGCUUUGAUAUGCAUAAAGCUUUUGAUCUAGAGGGCAGCAUGAAGAAAAUCAAGACAUGGGGUUAAGAGUAUCGGAAAAUUGUAUCUGUAUUGGUCUUGGUACUAUGAUAUAUGAGUAUAAGGAGUAGGGAUGUAUAUUUCCAAAUCAUUUACGUGUAGAAAACAUUACCUUUAGGUUGUGAAAAGAGAAUUAUUGCGAACUAUCGAGUUGGGCAGAUAGGUUGUUGAUAAUUCACCUUCUUAGAUAGUGUGCCCACGAGAAGAAAAGCUCCUCAUUGAUGCC